GGACAAAUAGGAGUCAACUUUCGCGAGAGGUUCUCAAUUUGUAAUGCGUGAAAUUUGUUAAAGUGAUCACAAGGUGCUCGAUAUAAUUCCUGAGAGAGUUUCCAGAGGUUUUCGAUUCUUACUCGGUUUUCGAGGUGAAGAUGAUGGUCUUGGAUGUUUGCACAGAGAUUCUAAAGAUCCAGAAGCUACGACGGGUUGUCUCUUACGCUGGAUUCUACUGCUUCACUGCCGCACUCACAUUCUUUUAUACAAACAACACAACAAGAGCAGGAUUCUCCAGGGGAGAUCAGUUUUAUGCAUCUUACCCUGCCGGCACUGAACUUCUGACCGACACAGCUAAGCUGUACAAAGCGGCGCUUGGGAAUUGCUAUGAAUCUGAGGAUUGGGGUCCUGUUGAAUUCUGCAUAAUGGCUAAGCAUUUUGAGCGCCAGGGAAAAUCUCCAUACGUUUACCACUCUCAAUACAUGGCUCACCUUCUCUCUCAAGGCCAACUCGAUGGAAGCGGCUAGAAGCGUCGAUGUGUAGCUACUCUUGUUUAUUGCAAAGUCGAACUCGGGCAUAUCGUACUUAUCCAAGUUGUUGUGUACUCUUUUUCCUCAUUUGUACGGCGAUGGACUAUUGAGAUUCCUCACCAAGAAAUAUAAAAACAUGUCUGCAUGAAAUGUACGCGCACAAUGUAAUAAACACAUAGGAUCAGACUUUAGAGUUUAGAUGAUGUAC
This is a messenger RNA of Eutrema salsugineum, 720 nucleotides long. RefSeq lists its product as uncharacterized. The transcript is spliced from 4 exons. The record is from RefSeq and is a predicted model, not a curated record. The coding region runs from base 141 to 509 and encodes 122 amino acids. Lineage: Eukaryota; Viridiplantae; Streptophyta; Magnoliopsida; Brassicales; Brassicaceae.